Molecule: messenger RNA, 591 nt
Organism: Chrysochloris asiatica (Cape golden mole)
Lineage: Eukaryota; Metazoa; Chordata; Mammalia; Afrosoricida; Chrysochloridae
Gene: TM4SF1
Product: transmembrane 4 L six family member 1
Exons: 6
Cellular component (GO): membrane
Source: RefSeq, a predicted model, not a curated record
AUGUGCUACGGCAAGUGUGCGCGCUGCAUUGGACAUUCUUUGUGGGGGCUUGCUCUCCUCUGCAUUGUAGCUAAUAUUUUGCUUUACUUUCCCAAUGGGGAAACCAAGUAUGCUUCUGAAAACCAUCUCAGCCGCUUCGUGUGGUUCUUUUCUGGGAUCCUAGGAGGGGGAAUACUGAUAUUCCUGCCAGCAUCUGUCUUUGUUGGACUGGAGGAGGAAGACUGCUGUGGUUGCUGCGGCCAGCAGAACUGUGGCAAGAGAUGUGCGAUGUUUUCCUCGGUACUGGCUGCCCUCAUCGGAAUUAUAGGAUCUGGCUACUGUGUUAUUGUGGCAGCGCUGGGGUUAGCAGAAGGACCAAUGUGUCUUAACUAUGAUGGCCAGUGGAACUACACCUUCGCCAACACUGAGGGACAGUACCUAGUGGACAGUAUGCAUGGGAACCGCAUCGUGAAAGUACAGAAGAGCAAUAUGACUGCUAAAAGAACCACCUCAAGACAGAACCACAACCAUCCUUAAUUUCAUUGUAAUUUAUAUAUUUUACUUGUAUUAAUUUGUAAAACUUGCAUAUUCUACUUUUAUAAAUGUGUAUAA